UCGGCUGAGGGCGGAGGGUGGCGAGACAAUCUGCUGGAUUUCGCGCUCACAACAAGUAGCAAUCCUUUUGCAGCAGACCUCCCCGUUUGGCCAAGAGGGUAAUCGUGAAGGAUGAAGAUUGAUAUUCAUAAUCACAUUUUACCAAAGGAGUGGCCCGAUUUGAAGCAGAGGUACGGAUAUGACGGGUUCGUCCAGCUUCACCAUCACUGCAAGGGCGAAGCGGACAUGAUGAAGGACGGGAAGCUGUUCCGAGUGAUUCAAGAGAACUGCUGGGACGCAGACGCUCGCAUACGGGACAUGGACCAGCACGGUGUCACCGUGCAGGCCCUUUCUACCGUCCCUGUGAUGUUCAGUUACUGGGCCAAACCUCACGACACACUGGACCUCUGCGUCCUUUUAAACAACGAUUUGGCCCGGACGGUGCGCCGCCACCCCAGGAGGUUCGUGGGCCUGGGCACUCUGCCCAUGCAGGCCCCUGACCUGGCGGUGCUGGAGAUGAGGCGCUGCGUGACGGAGCUGGGCUUCUCUGGGGUGCAGAUUGGCUCGCGGGUCAACCACUGGGACCUCAACGCCGCCGAGCUCUUUCCCUUCUAUGCCGCAGCUGAGGAGCUGGGCUGCUCCAUAUUUGUCCACCCGUGGGACAUGCAGACAGAUGGGAGGAUGGCUAAGUAUUGGCUGCCCUGGCUGGUGGGCAUGCCGACAGAGACAACCAUGGCUAUUUGCUCGAUGAUAUUCGGAGGCGUCUUGGAGAGAUUUCCGAAACUGAAAGUCUGCUUUGCACAUGGAGGGGGCUCUUUCCCAUUCACCGUUGGCAGAAUUGAACACGGCCACAAAGUCCGCCCUGACCUGUGUGCAGUGGACAACCAGAACAGUCCGAGGAAAUACCUCGGUUCCUUCUACACCGACUCCCUGGUUCACGAUCCCGUCGCCCUGAAGCUGCUCGUUGAUGUGAUCGGAAAAGAUAAAGUGAUGCUGGGCACGGACUACCCGUUCCCACUGGGAGAGCUGCAGCCGGGAUCGCUGAUCGAGUCCAUGGAUGAAUUUGACGACGCGCUGAAGGACAAAUUGCUUGCUGGAAACGCAGUGGAGUUUUUGGGCCUGAAACGAGAGCAAUUUGAAUGACGGGGAAAUCUGAGACACAAAACUCAGCGAUUCAGUGUAAAUGCUGUAUAAAUAAAUCAUGUUUGGAUGAUUAAAGGGACAGAAAGAAAUA
Molecule: messenger RNA, 1213 nt
Organism: Pseudoliparis swirei
Lineage: Eukaryota; Metazoa; Chordata; Actinopteri; Perciformes; Liparidae
Gene: acmsd
Product: aminocarboxymuconate semialdehyde decarboxylase
Exons: 10
Coding region: 112-1122 (336 amino acids)
Biological process (GO): secondary metabolic process
Cellular component (GO): cytoplasm; cytosol
Molecular function (GO): hydrolase activity; carboxy-lyase activity
Source: RefSeq, a predicted model, not a curated record